Molecule: messenger RNA, 1419 nt
Organism: Pyricularia pennisetigena
Lineage: Eukaryota; Fungi; Ascomycota; Sordariomycetes; Magnaporthales; Pyriculariaceae
Exons: 3
Coding region: 1-1419 (472 amino acids)
Source: RefSeq, a predicted model, not a curated record
AUGGAGCAUAUAGCACAAGCUCCCCGCCAACCAGGCUUCCCCGGCUGGACGCAGACGCCGAUCCCGGGCGUCUCGCUCUCGGCCGGCGGGCUGCUCGCGCUCGCGGACCUGACGACGGUCGCGCAGCGCACGGCCAUCAAGGGCGGAUCGUCGUGGCUGGACAGCCUUCUUCUCGUCCCGGGCUUGCACUACCAGCAGGCGGCCGACGAGGUUGCGCGGAGCGGCGGCGGCGGAUGGAGCUGGGGUUGGGACUACGGUGGCGGCGGCGGUGGCGGCGGGGUUGCUCCUUCUGCUGCAGAUGGCUUCGUCGGCAUAGUCAACAACUCGGCCUUGAUGAUGUACCUGAACCGCGUUGCGCACCAGGCGCGGGAGCGCCGUGGCGGGGAUGAGGUUGUCUUUCUUGAUGUGGGUGCCUUGAGUAAGAGAAAGGGGAGGAAGGGGAAAGAGGGUGGAGUCGAUGAGGAUGAUGGUGACGACGGUCAUGGUCUGGAUUUGGGAUGGCUCUCGCACUGGUUGUACCUGAUGAGCCCAGUUCUAACUAUCGCGGCCUUGGUCAUGUUGAUUCUGGUUGAGGAUUGGUGGGCGCUUGGUUGCAUCCUCACGCUCAUGAUAUCCCGCAUCCUCAACAUCUGGGUGAUCAAACAGCGCUCGCGAAAAAAAGUCCACUUCAGCCCACCAGAAACAGAAGCCCGACGACCGUCGACGACGACAGCAGAGUCCAGCAUGAGCGACACAUCCCGCGUCCGCCGCCACCGCCGCCGGCACGAACGACAGCAGCGCGUUACUGCUACCACCAAGCCCCCACAACCAACACCAUCCCCACAGCCAGCACUCACGUCCGCGGCGCCACCGACCAGCAACUCGACGCAGAUAACCAUAACCCUGCCCGGCAGCGCGGGCCGCGUGCGACUCCGCGGCAGGCCGGCUGACCUGCACGCCGUCACGACCGAGACGUGGAUGCGGGCCAAGACGCGGCGCGAGGGCUACCUCGAGGCGGCCGCCAAGUUGCUCGUGUACCUCGUCGCGGCCGUGAGCGGAAACUGGACGCAGGCCGGCGCCAUCGUGGUCAUGGUGCUGCUGCUGGCCAGCGCGGGGCUCCUGGCGCUCAGCAAUGGGUGCGCGAGGGGCGUCGAGGUGAACGGGAGGAUUGUUGCUGCUGGACCGGGCGGUGCCAAGGAGAAAGGGGUCGCCGAUGCUGAGAAGGAUGCCGUUCGGAGGAGUCGCGAUGGUGACGGCGGGACCGGUGGAGGAGGCUUCUAUAACAAUGGCGGUGGGAGCUGGGGUGUUGGGUCUGGGAGGGAGCGUCGUGGUGACAAUGGUGAGAUGGAUGACUGGGCUGAAAGGGGGAUGGCGGCUGGGAUUCGCAAGACGGAGGACGGUGGAGGUUAUCCCUACCUAUACUCCCCAACAAGCGACUGA